AAGUGGUUUUUACAUGAAGACUGCGUUUAUGUAUAUCAUUCGUUAGCUUAUUCACGUGUAAGACAUAAAAAUGAAAAUGAAUUAAAAACAAUAAGUUACCUUUAUUUAUUUGAUCAGUCAUUUAUCUAUCACAAAGUUUUUAUAAAAAGACAUGUAGCGACAUUACAUGGAAUUGAGAUGGUUUGAAGGGACUUAACAAUUCCAGUAUUAAACAUAAAUAUCGAAACUUUUUUAAUGAAUAAAACGCGUGACCGUUAUUCCCUUAUACAUUUUUAUGAUAAACGGGCCGCAAUUCAAAAGGGUUGAACCGCUGGGACUUCUUACAAUUCCAGAAGAAUCAUAAUAAUGACAGUCGAGUGCAUAUGUUAUUUACUUCCAGGUAUUACAACAUCACGGAACGAACUCGCAGUAUCAGGUGAUUAAAGCAACAAUCCCACAUUAGAUUUACGUCAUUACAUUAUUUCCGCUAUGCGCAUGUUUCGAAUAGCUUCACCACAUCGAGAGGUACAAAGAUUUACAACUAAGACAUUGUACAGUGGCUACAACCCUAUAGAAUAGUUUAGUUUUUAGACUUCCUAAUAUGGACGAUAGAUGGAACAUGAUAUGUAAAUGCUAAAUGGUCAAGUGGAAGUUACGUUCGCCUGUUUAGAAUAUGAACAGCGUUUCAGACGCGGUGCUUGGAGUUCUAUCGUCGGUGUUUUUAACCUGCUUUUGCAUGUUAUUGUGUACAAUAUGCAACCGUAGACGACAGCGUAGAAGCUUCAGAAUUGACAGCGAGCAACAUGACAACCCAACGUUCAUUGAUGCGACAGUUGAGAGUCCUACACGACCAUCAACUACUGUACACAAAGUGCAGACAGUCCCUAUUACAACACAAGGUCGUGAUAGUCCUUUCAUGGAUAGAAGACGUAUUACAGAUUCUCCUCUGCCAACCACCCCUACAACCACUGUCGAGCCGACCUACGUCAACUACCAGCCCAACAAGCAUGUUCCAAAAAACAGCCCUAAAUUUAACGUAAGCAUCCGCCAACCAACCCCUAGCCCACCUGUUAAGCCAAAUACUCCGGUUUUUCGUCCGGUUUACGCGCUCUCAGAGAAAGAGAAGCAUAUAAUACUAGGAGAGACAGAGGUAAAUAUUACCAAGGAUUCUUAUCUACCCACGGCCAUUCAACAAUCCAGAAGAAGCUUUCAUUCAAGCCCGGAGUCGCACCGUAAGUUCUCUGGCAUCGAAGAUCGUGAGACGAAUCCACCCAGAGAUCCAAUACCAUUAGAAGAAUAUUUUAAGGUUCCAACCAACGUAAAACGAAAUUCAAAUUCGUCCGACUAUUCCAAUUUCAGCCACUACGGUAAACGGCCAAGUUAUGGCGCAACUGGAUCGUCUCAGUACAGCUUUGCAGAUUCAAUACCUGGUGGGAGAGCGUGGGUUCCAGUUCCAGUUUCACAUCAAGAUUACCCGUUUCGAAAAAGUUCGCAAGACCUCAGUAGCAGAGCAUCACCAUAUCGAUCCCCAAGACGGGAUAUUAUGGACACAAACUAUGCCCACCGUAAAAGACUCCAAGCUACAAGUCAAUCGCCAGCAAUCUCUUCUAGUGGAAGCAACUUCAAUCCUGACAAUCGUGACCACAACCCGUUUUUUUCUUCGCAACGAACGCCAAGGCAGAACUCAAGUUAUCAAAAACGAGUAAAAAGGUCACCCAUGAUGCAAAAAACUAUUUCAAUAAUCGAGGAAUACGAAGACCCCUUUGACGUUAUAAAUUCUCCGUCUUCUGGGUCGGCCUCGAACCCAAGAACUCCGACAGCUCAACUACCAAGUACGAGUUACCGACCAUCUCCACCAGUCACCCCUGCAAUAAAGCAACAGUCUCCUGGAUUGAUGCGACAAAAUGCUCAACCCCCGCUUUCAGCUAACCUUCCAAUACCAGAUGUCCCAGACUCAGACGACGAGACUCACAUUUAUGUGCUUCCAUUUGCGAAAGCGUCGCCGCCAACGGUCACUGUUGAGGAAUACUUAUGAACUCUCAGCAGCCUUUUUCUCAUGUACCGACUUUUGUGCACUUAUUAUAUUUUAAUAAAAGCAAAACUGCGAGACUGUCAUGUUUAUAGCAUUGUAGGUAUACUGUACGUCUUCACAGGUCAAAGUCAGAUGAGUUAUAAUUAUGGCUGCAUUUCCAGGCCUUAUACGUCGUGUAGUUAUAUACGUUGGUAUCCGGUGACAGAGAUGUUCUGCUUAUUUGUGACUCACUGGGCAUUGCACAUACAAACGAAUGUUGGCCUGACACAACAAUUGAAAUGACCUGGACUGUAAGACUCUGAUUUACAAUACACGCGUAAUUAGUCGUCACCUGCAUGUGACGUCAUUGCAGUCGACAAAAACAAAUAAUUUCCGGUACGCGUAGCUCUAUUGUACAGAAAGCAUAACCGGACAAACAAGAUAGACUAAAGUAACAGGAUCUACUGUUGGCUAGCAUCCGGUGCAAUCAUUAGUAGCCCUUGUUAAACUGGAUAUAUAGACAGCGGUGUUUAUUAGAGCGAGCGCUUAGAGAUGUAGCACAGUCAUAAGGUAGUAUAGUGUAUGUGUAUGCAUCAUAGUAUGACAUGGAAACCGUUGAGGGCAAUAUACGUUCCCAGCAUACAGUGUAUCAGUCUGACGAAGAACAUGUAGUCGCAUAUACAAGGCAGUGACUUAACAGUCUUUUGGUUUUUCUCGUUAAU
Ciona intestinalis (vase tunicate) is the source of this 2712-nucleotide messenger RNA. The record is from RefSeq and is a predicted model, not a curated record. NCBI's taxonomy places the organism in Eukaryota, Metazoa, Chordata, Ascidiacea, Phlebobranchia, Cionidae.